Molecule: messenger RNA, 1356 nt
Organism: Echinostoma caproni
Lineage: Eukaryota; Metazoa; Platyhelminthes; Trematoda; Plagiorchiida; Echinostomatidae
Source: the annotation of a GenBank genome assembly
AUGAGCCUAAAGCCGCGGUAUCGAUCUUGGAUCGGUGGAACUAACAGACUGUUACAAGCAAACUAUUUAGACUCCGUCACUUGUCAACAACUUCAAUCGACCACCGUUUAUGGAAUGGCGAAUGAUUGGGAACACCUCAUAAGAAAAACCCACAUAAUCAGUCAAAUCUUUUUCACAUUUCGCGUCUACGUACAGCCAAUACUGAUAUGGAACUAUGCCAUCCAGAUGGAAUUCGAAUUUGCCAACCGAAGCGUUUUAGCCAAACCGGUCGAGGAAUGGUGUGCCGCCCAAAGAUCGAUCGCACAUCAUCGUGCAUCUGUUUGUCGUGAGAUAUACGAACAACGUCGACCUGCUGUGCGACAAAACAAAAAGAACGAACAACUUUCCUUGUUUCAAGCUUCAGAUACUGUUUACAUUGAACUUGGUGUGUCUAUCGACAUUACAAAUCAACCUCUCGGUAUGUUGGGCGACCCCACCAAUGGUCAGUUAAGUUAUAUUCAUGCCAAACUGAAAGACGAUUUGGAUUCGUAUAUUUUACGCGAAGUUACGGAAGAAGCAGAACGACAGGAUGUUGAGCUUCCAGUCGUGAUUGCUACUCGCCUACAAGCAAUCUGUCCUCCUGGUGGGCAUACAUUUAAUCCGGUACCCCUAUUGCACAAUUUACACCCGAAGAUUGUUGACAGUAAUAACACAAAUAGCAAUCGCACAGCAGAGACAAUUACUGGUUCUGCAGCUCCACUUGUCGAUUGGCCAAUUAUUUGUCAUCCAUGUCCGAACGGACAAGCCCCAAGAACAGCCUACGCUUUCGACGGAUGUCAUUACUGUCCGCGAGGAUUCUACUUGGGCAGCACAGGUUGGCCCAGUAGUGGUGGUUGUCUGCCUUGCCCAAAAGGUUUUACCACGAAUCAUGUGGGUGCUAGUUCAAUUGAAGAAUGCAACUUGGAUGCUGGUGCGGUGACACGUUGGGCACUGGAAUAUCUCGUCAAUUUGUGGUACGCGUUGCAAAAGAUUAUGGUAGGCACUCCCGGUCCGGAUACACAGACCAGAGCACUAGGACGAGAUCAACAGUCAUCUUGGGCAUGGUUAGGCAAAACACAUAAAGCGGUUUGGAUAUUCGGUGGCCUCUAUGUCCUAUUGGUGAGUACCUUGAUCGCGCUGGCUGUGUACCGAUUGCAUCUGUACGCCAAGCUUCACCGGAUUUUCCGUAAACAAUAUCGACUUCUGCUGAAAGCCACACUUAUUGGACAGAUUAAUUUAGUCUCCCACAUCAAACAGCGUGCCAAACAAGGCGCAGGAAGUCUAAAUCCAGAAGAUGAUUUGGAAUUGGAUGCAAGCAACAGCAGUGAUGAUGAUUAG